Molecule: messenger RNA, 441 nt
Organism: Opisthorchis viverrini
Lineage: Eukaryota; Metazoa; Platyhelminthes; Trematoda; Opisthorchiida; Opisthorchiidae
Exons: 3
Coding region: 1-441 (146 amino acids)
Source: RefSeq, a predicted model, not a curated record
AUGUUUUUUUCCGUAUCCCAUUCGGGGUGGCGCAUGCAGAAAGGAUACGAAAUCGGUUCGGAAAAAAGUCUGGGUACUGUCGGCAGUAAGUUCUUGUGCUUGUCUGUUCCAAUUCGUUUAGCCACCAUACAUGGUGUAUUGGCCAUCGGAUCACCAGAACAAAUUUUUAGGGUGCUGCUUCACACAGGGACAUCUACCACAUGGGUCACGUCAGUGGAUUCUGAUAUUCCAUCCCGGAACUAUCGUAGUACAUUCAAUCCAAAAGGAUCGCUUACAGGAAGGUCCAUAAUGUCUUUUUUCGAAGAGGCAUAUGGCCCAUGUAGAAUAUCUGGGACCAUCUAUGUGGACAAUAUGAAGGGUUUUGAGAUGGGAAUUCGCAAACUUACAAACUGGAAAGUUUUACUGGCUCAAUUUCUGCGCCUGCCCAUAUUUUUCUCGUGA